GAACGAUCAAUCCCUCCACAUUCUUUUAUCCGCCACGCGACCAUCACGCCAACCCAUCUGAACACCAUAUCAAUCACCCCAAAUCGCGCAACUCCACACAACAAUGAAGUCCCUCUCCAUCCUCACGGCGUUUGCCUCCACCGGCGCCUUCGCAUCUGCAAUAAAUUACGCCAACCUCCAAGACCGCGCCAUCGAUCCCGCAACCAUGAAUCCAACACUCCUCUCCGUCCUAUCAGUACUGAAAACGGCUAUGCCCACGGGCCCCAACGCCCCCAUGCCAACAGGCGAUCUGGAGCCGAAUUGGUACCGGCAAUUACCUGGGGAUGUUAAGAGUCUAUUGCCGGAGUUGUAUCCCGCUGCUGCUGCGGUUGCGACGUCGGAGGUGGGCGCGGGUGUUGUGAGUCAGGCGCAGAGUACGGAUGCGGUGGUGGUGAGUGCUUCCUCUUCUGCCUCAUCAUCUUUGUUAUCGCUGUCCGAGUCUUCUGUAAUCGCGCCUGCAACUGCAUCUGCAUCUACGUCUGCGAUCGCAUUUGCAUCUGCGUCUUCCUCUUCCAACACCAGCGAUACUUCCCUCACAACGUCUUCAUCAACACCGCAGACCACACUUACUAAGUCAUCACAGUCGGCGUCCACAAUCACCAAUGUGGUGUCGCCUUCGUCAUCUAUACUAUCUCCAGAUAGCGCUUCGCCCACAACUUCUUCGGCGACCCUAGCCAGCGCUUCAGCUACGCCAUCGAAUUCCCCAUCUACUGGCAACCGAUUCGCGGUCAAGACAGGGACACUAGCUGCGAUCGCCAUGUUUAGCGUUGGAGCCGGAUUCUGCAUCUUUGCAUAGCCUUAUAACGAUCUAGGCUACGGCAUUUGAUGAGACUGCGCUGCGAUCUGUCCGCACUCUUUCUUCAUCUUUUCACGGGUAUCUUUUGGAGUUGUAUGUCUAGGAAAAAAGAGGGGUAUUUGUGAUUAUUGGACGGACUGGAUACCGACCACAUGAUGAGAUGACAUCCUCUGCAUUGAGCGCUAUACGACGAGCGCUGAGCGGGCGCACAACUUGCG
Messenger RNA from Alternaria rosae, 1053 nucleotides. RefSeq lists its product as uncharacterized. The transcript has a single exon. NCBI's taxonomy places the organism in Eukaryota, Fungi, Ascomycota, Dothideomycetes, Pleosporales, Pleosporaceae. The coding region runs from base 104 to 835 and encodes 243 amino acids. The record is from RefSeq and is a predicted model, not a curated record.